AUGCCAGCAGACUCCGGCAGCCUUCUCCAAACCCCCGAAACUCAUGUCGUUCUUUUACCCAGCUCCCAGAUGGGGCACUUGACACCCAUGCUACGACUUGCCGCUUUAUUGCUUGCCCAAAACCACUGCCCACUGAGGCUCACCCUCAUCACCGCCCACCCCACCGUCUCCCUCGCCGAGUCAGCUCUCAUAUCCCGCUUCCUCUCAGCUUACCACGACCGAGUUACUCACCUCCAGUUCCAUCCACUUCCCAUAGACCCUUCCACCGUGAAUUCCACUGACCCGUUUUGGAUCCAGUUUGAAGUCAUCCGCCGCUCCGCUCACCUCCUAACUCCUUUGCUUUCCACUCUCUCUCCUCCUCCCUCCGCCGUCAUCUACGACAUCAAGGUCGGUCCGAAUCUCCAGAAGCUAAAUGGGGUUCUGAUUUUCACGUUUGAAGCGCUGGAAGCAGAGGGGCUGGAGGCGAUCAGCGGCGGGUCACCUCCAGUUUUCUCUGUCGAGCCUUUCGUAUCCUGCGAAUUUGAGAAGCUGCCUACACAUGGGGAUGGUGAUCGAUGCGGCGGUGAUCCAGUGCAACCGCAGCCGUUGGAGUGGCUUGAUGAACAGCCUGAUGGGUCGGUGGUGUAUGUGGCCUUCGGAAGCAAGACAACUCUGUCAAGUGAGCAGAUCAGAGAGGUGGGAGAUGGCUUGGAGAAAAGCGGGUUCAGGUUCUUGUGGGUGGUGAAGGAGAAGAUGGUUGACAGUGAAGAGAGAUGA
This is a messenger RNA of Pyrus x bretschneideri (Chinese white pear), 756 nucleotides long. Its product is annotated as UDP-glycosyltransferase 708G2-like. The transcript is spliced from 2 exons. NCBI's taxonomy places the organism in Eukaryota, Viridiplantae, Streptophyta, Magnoliopsida, Rosales, Rosaceae. The record is from RefSeq and is a predicted model, not a curated record. Bases 1 to 756 code for a protein of 251 amino acids.